Messenger RNA from Pseudophryne corroboree (corroboree frog), 1398 nucleotides. RefSeq names its product exosome component 1 (gene EXOSC1). Bases 15 to 665 code for a protein of 216 amino acids. Gene Ontology annotation, biological process: RNA processing. Gene Ontology annotation, molecular function: RNA binding. The record is from RefSeq and is a predicted model, not a curated record. Gene Ontology annotation, cellular component: cytoplasm; nuclear exosome (RNase complex). The transcript has 8 exons. Lineage: Eukaryota; Metazoa; Chordata; Amphibia; Anura; Myobatrachidae.
CCCCGCAAAGGCCAAUGGUAAGUGCUACUUGCAGACAUAGUGGUUGCUGGCAGAGUGAAGCUAGCUCACGCAUGUUGGCCAUGGCUCCGGGAAGGUACAGUGUUCCUGGGGAAAGGCUGUGCAGCCUGGAGGACUGUGCACCAGGAUUUGGGACCUACUGCAAACAUGGCUACAUCUUUGCCUCGCUGUCCGGACACGUUAUAAAGAAGACUGACAAUGGCCUGAUGCCGGUGAUCUCUGUAGUGAGAGACACUGACUCUCACCUUCUGCCAGAUGUGGGCGCUGUGGUCACCUGUAAGGUGAUGAGCAUAAACUCGCGGUUUGCUAAAGUGCAGAUUAUGUACAUUGGCUCAACCCCGCUGAAGAACACAUUUAGGGGCACAAUCAGGAAAGAAGACAUCCGAGCGACGGAGAAGGAUAAGGUUGAAGUAUACAAAAGUUUUCGACCUGGAGACAUUGUUAUAGCAAAAGUUAUCUCUUUGGGGGACGCCCAAUCCAAUUACCUGCUGAGCACGGCGGAGAACGAGCUGGGAGUGGUGGUGGCACACAGUGAAGCAGGGGUGAUUAUGAUACCCAUCAGCUGGUGCGAGAUGCAAUGCCCAAAGACUCACAUCAAGGAGCCACGGAAGGUGGCGCGCGUGCAACCUGAGUUUCUGCAAACUUAGUAUUGAGAGGACAUCCUCUGCAGCUGCAAAAUGCUUUUUUACUGCUUAUCCGUCAGGAGCCGAUUCAAUUCAGCGCGAGGUUCCGCUGCGCACCCUUCCAUAUGUUACUGCUGGUAAACGCACCUCUACAUAAGCAAUGCUACUCCCCUGUGAAACUGUACGGGAUCCCGCGCUGAAUUGGAUCUCCUCCUUACAGUGAGCUGUUACCACUGUGUGGUUUGCGUCUUUAAAAGGAAACAAAAACAAAAACUUUAUUUUUUAUUUUUUAUAUUGUUUAGGAAACUAUGGACAUUUCAUGUAGUCCUCUUUUUACGACAGAGGUGAGGAACCAGCAGCCUUCCAACUGUUGCACUACACAUCCCAGCAUGCCCUGCAACAGUUUUAGCAUGGCCAAAUAGCAAAACUGUAACAGGGCAUGCUGGUGUGUGUAGUUCAACAACUGGCUUACGAGGACACCUAUAUAUCUGCAGUUUUAGUUUUGUUUGUGAAAUCUUAGUUACGCUGUUUGGAGAGCGGUUUUAUUUUUAAGGGCAGAAGUUUUAUUUUUUUCCCUCGCCAUCCAGUGGCAGAAAAUAUAAUGUUAUUCUCCGCUUUUCAGAGACAAAAUAUUAUUUUUUUUAUGUAAUGAGAAAUUGGGCUUAUUUGUAUUUGUGCUCUAAUUGUAACAAGGAAAGGAUUUUACUGUGAAUUGUUCCGCUGUUGUUGAAUACAGUAAACUGUUCAAUGACUUGAA